Molecule: messenger RNA, 2892 nt
Organism: Antechinus flavipes (yellow-footed antechinus)
Lineage: Eukaryota; Metazoa; Chordata; Mammalia; Dasyuromorphia; Dasyuridae
Gene: LRRC8E
Product: leucine rich repeat containing 8 VRAC subunit E
Exons: 2
Coding region: 1-2364 (787 amino acids)
Molecular function (GO): protein binding
Source: RefSeq, a predicted model, not a curated record
AUGAUCCCAGUGGCUGAAUUCAAGCAAUUUACAGAGCAGCAGCCCGCAUUCAAAGUGCUGAAGCCGUGGUGGGAUGUGCUAGCUGAAUACAUCACAGUGGCCAUGCUCAUGAUCGGGGUUUUUGGCUGUACCCUGCAGGUAACUCAGGACAAGAUCAUCUGCUUGCCCAGCCAUGUACCCCGAGAGAAUCUAUCAGAGACGCCUUGUGGGGCGCUGCCCCGGGCAAUCUCUGGGGAUUCAGAGGACCUUCGGGAGCUCAGCGGUCUCAAGAACAAUCUGGACUUACAACAAUAUAGCUUCAUCAACCAGCUCUGCUACGAGACCGCCCUGCACUGGUAUGCCAAGUACUUCCCCUACCUGGUUGUCAUCCACACUCUCAUCUUCAUGGUCUGCACAAGCUUCUGGUUCAAAUUCCCCGGAACCAGCUCCAAGAUCGAGCACUUCAUUUCCAUCUUGGGCAAAUGCUUCGACUCCCCGUGGACAACUCGGGCCCUGUCCGAGGUGUCUGGUGAGAACCACAAGGGCGCCUCGGGACGGGUGCCGGCCACGGCCAUCGUGGGGACGGGAAAGGCAGGUGAGUCAGAGAAGGUGCUGACGGAGCCAGAGAAGGUGGUGAUGGAACCCCCGGCUGUCACCCUGCUGGACAAAAAGGAGGGAGAGCAGGCCAAAGCUCUGUUUGAGAAGGUGAAGAAGUUCCGGGUGCACGUGGAGGAGGGCGACAUCUUAUACACCAUGUACAUCCGUCAGACAGUGCUCAAGGUCUGCAAAUUUCUGGCGAUUCUGAUCUACAACGUCAUCUAUGUGGAGAAGAUCAGCUUCUUGGUGGCCUGCCAGGUGGAGACGGCCGAAGUCACGGGCUACGCCAGCUUCUGCUGCAACCACACCAAGGCUCACCUCUUCGCCAAGCUGGCCUUCUGCUACAUCUCCUUCGUGUGUGUCUAUGGCCUCACUUGUCUCUACACACUCUAUUGGCUUUUCCACCGGCCCCUCAAGGAGUAUUCUUUCUGCUCAGUGAGGGAGGAGACAGGCAUGGGGGACAUCCCCGAUGUCAAGAACGACUUUGCUUUCAUGCUCCACCUCAUUGACCAAUAUGAUUCUCUCUACUCCAAACGCUUUGCCGUCUUCCUCUCGGAGGUCAGUGAGAGCCGGCUCAAGCAGCUCAACCUCAACCACGAGUGGACAGCAGAGAAACUGCGCCAGAAGCUCCAGCGCAACGGGCGAGAGCGGCUGGAGCUGGCCCUCUGCAUGCUGCCUGGUCUCCCUGACACAGUCUUUGAGCUGAGCGAGAUCGAGGCUCUCAAGCUGGAGGCCAUCUGCGACAUCACCUUUCCUCCGACCCUGUCCCAGCUGGUCCACCUGGAAGAGCUCAGUCUGCUGCACUCCCCGGCCAAACUGCCCUUUUCCUCCUUUGUUUUCUUGAGGGACCGACUCAAGGUGGUGAGGGUGAAGUGUGAGGAGCUUCGAGAAGUGCCUCUGUGGGUGUUUGGGCUCCGGGGCCUGGAAGAGCUUCAUCUUGAAGGUCUUUUCCCCGCAGAACUUAGCCGGGCAGCUAAUCUGGAGAGCCUCAAAGAGCUGAAGCUCCUCAAGAGCCUCUCCCUGAGAAGCAAUGCAGGCAAAGUGCCCCCCAGUGUGACCGAUGUGGCCGGGCACCUGCAGCGGCUCAGCAUCCACAAUGACGGGGCCCGGCUGCUGACCCUCAAUGGGUUAAAGAAGCUCAUGGCUCUGAGGGAGUUAGAGCUGGUGGGAUGUGGGCUGGAGAGGAUACCCCAUGCUGUCUUUAGCUUGGCUGCGUUACAGGAGCUAGACCUGAAGGACAACCACCUCCGCUCCAUCGAGGAGAUCCUAAGCUUUCAACAUUGUCGCAAGCUGGUCACUCUCAAGUUAUGGCACAACCAGAUAGCCUAUGUUCCCGAACACAUUCGCAAACUCAAGGGUUUAGAGCAGUUGUACCUUAGUCACAACAAAUUGGAGACCCUGCCAUCUCAACUCUGUUUCUGCACCAACUUGCGCUUGCUUGACAUUUCUCACAAUGGCUUACGCUCUUUGCCCCAAGAGGUAAGCUACCUCCAAAACUUACAGCAUCUUGCUGUUUCCUACAAUGCCCUGGAGGGGCUCCCGGAAGAACUCUUUUUCUGCCAAAAGCUGAGGACGCUAUUACUGGGGUACAAUCAUCUCAGCCAGCUCUCCCCACGGGUGGCUUCGCUGCAGGCCCUCAGCCGGCUAGAACUCAAGGGUAACCGGUUAGAGGCUUUACCUGAAGAACUUGGCAACUGUGGGGGGCUCAAGAAAUCAGGGCUGCUGGUGGAGGAGGCUCUGUAUGAGGGACUGCCUGCUGAAGUGCGGGAGAAAAUGGAAGAGGAGUAAGAAGGUCCCUGGGGAUUUCAUCAGUUUGGGAAACCUCAGUUAGAAAGGCUAAGGCUAGAAGGGGGACACACACCUGAGGGAGAAAAGGCAGAAACCAGAGGAAAGUGAGGUUUGAGGGAAACUCUUUGACAGAUUAGGGAACUAAUCUUUGGCCUGUGUGGAAUAAGGGUGGAGCUCCUCAUGGUGGGAUUAGCUUAAUCCUGGAAUUCAGAGACAACCACACCUGUCUCUUUUGGCUGGUUUUUCCCCUUCCAGUCUGAGGUUGGAGUCAGCCCAUUUUAUUUGGCUGGGACUGACAUGCUUCCUUUAUCCUUACUCACUGAACCAUUUGUCUUCAUUUAGUGCCUUAGACUGUGAGAAAAAAAGGAGGUUGUUGUGGAAAGAGUGGAAAAACUCCUAUGUGAUUCAGAAUAUUCUCCUAUUGCAGUAUCAGACGUUCUUUUUUAGGAGAAUAGGGACUGUUCUCCAAAUCCUAAAUUCAAUCCCUUAUUUAUAAACCUAUGUGUCAUAAACACUUUUUGAACAAGG